Messenger RNA from Armigeres subalbatus, 2125 nucleotides. RefSeq lists its product as uncharacterized. The transcript has 11 exons. Bases 31 to 1977 code for a protein of 648 amino acids. Lineage: Eukaryota; Metazoa; Arthropoda; Insecta; Diptera; Culicidae. The record is from RefSeq and is a predicted model, not a curated record.
UUUUGUUAUCCAAGAAUAUGGUGCAUCAUAAUGCAGUUCAAUCGGGACAAUGCUGCUACGAGAAGAAAGCAGGGUCAGAAACGAAUUCACAAUACCGUCAAAGGAGAUGAUCUGUCCCUGGGGCGAGAUAAUGAUUCACCGCGUAGGAUGCAAGUCCAAGAGAUGAAUGCGGAAAAAAUCGCUGUCUCAACUCAAUACUGCGACCCCAGUGAAACAAUUUCUAGGCUCAAUAAUGUAUAUACACCGGAAGCUCAAAAUGAUUUAAAAGAUACUCCGUACAUUAGUAAAAGGCAACGACAAGAUUAUAUCGUCGUGCAUCCUACAGAAAUUAUCGAGAUCAAAAAUGAGUCAAACUUGUCGACUACUGAAGUCCAAUCAAAUAAGGAACCUAGCAAUGUUUCAACUAAUGAUUCUGAGCAUGAAGUUCAACUUGAUCGUGUUGAAAUACAAACAAGAAGUGAAGAGGAAGCAAAUAUCUAUGAAGCGAGGAAGGAGUCACAACAUCUUUCUCCUCGUGAUGACCCUGGAUCAUUGGAUGAGUUUAACCUGGAUGAACCAACUGAUUCGAUUGCAGAAAUCUCUUCUCUUGAAGCAUCUAAAGAUAUAGACCUCAAAGUUCAGUUUAAUCGACACAAUCUGACAACAUUGAAUAAAAUGAUUUCAUCGAAAAAACAAUUGGAAAUUUCUCAGAUGCAGGAAACGCCCCGAAAUGGAACUUUUUCUCACAAAGAAAAGGAUUAUAACGCUAAAAGAGAUGCGUUUCCAAACCACAAAGCCACCACGUCCGAAGAGGUACUUGAGCGCCAAGUGCAGUUUGACUCGAAUAACUCGUCAACACAAAGUAAAAUUCAUGGACGAAUGGGGUUCGAAGAAGAAAAGUUUCCAGGAUCUUUGCUGUCGGAGACGCCAGAAUUAAUAAGUUUUUUGGAAACUCAACAGCAAGAAAUCAACAAUCAGAAAGAUAAAACAUUGGCGACAAGUGUUCCAGGUACGGGUGAGUUUCAAUUUAACCGCCAUAAUUCAUCAACAAGAGCAAAACAGGGAAUUAAAACGAACGACGUUCAGUUCAACGCACAAAAUCGGGUACAAUCGACUGAAUCGCCGAAUUCACACCAAACUCAAGAGAAUAGGCUGGUAGUUGUUCAAAUUAACUACACAGAACUUAUUGGAAACACACAAGCGAAUGACAGUUUAGUUAAUUUCAACCAACACAACGCUUCAACUGAAAGAAAAAUGCGGCUCCAGAAGGAAAACAACGAUUCUGGAACAACAAAAAUAUGUGGUUCAACGAUUAUGAUUCCAAGCAAUGUGCAAAAUAAAGACGCGAACCAUUGGUCUAACGGAGAUUUGUAUUCAACUUCCAGUAGUACUAUAAGAACUGAUGAAAUUGAAAGAGAAUUCCGGCCCACUCCUGAUGCUUUCCUACAGAUGAACAAACAGAAGCAAAUCAGCAUUGAUAAUAAUGAGUUUGUAAUGGUGCAGAGGUCGGAAUAUGAUUACCAUGAUGAUCUGGAGCAAGUUUCCCUUACACGCAAAAUUACAGUAUCACAUGAGUUUGACAACCGCGAAAACUCGCUAACCGUACAAAAACGGCAUCCACGCGCUGAGCGUCGGACGGCGGUGAGCACAGAGCCUCAAAUAAUGAAAACUAAACAACGGCCGGAUGCCAUGAAUGUUAUAACGAAUCCUUCAGAAGCUCAUGUCCAACUGGCAGCAGAACUUUCAGCUGAAAAAAUCAAACAGGAUCAACUUAAGGCACGUAUGCGGAGAAGCGAUAAUUUAACCACUUCCAAUAAAACUGGAAUGCAACAACCGACGGGUCAACAUCAAUCAAACGAGGCUACCAGACCAACUUCCGGCAAGCCUAAUUACGGGAAUAGUUCAUCGAAGAAUGAUCAGGCUCAACAAAAAAGACCUGCCCGAGUUUCACAGUCUGGGGCACCAUCCAGAACGAUGAGUUGUUGCAACAUUUUGUAAACCUUUUUGAGGUAAAUGCAGUUUAUUCGACCGUGAUUAUGAUGAUUAAUGUGUUUAUCGGCUUUAUCCUAAUGAUGGCAAUGGAUUGUUUGCCAAUUUACAAUAAUAUUUAGAACGAACUUAUCUCCAAAAUUAUCGUUGUUUUAUU